Messenger RNA from Carica papaya (papaya), 898 nucleotides. RefSeq names its product Ribosomal protein L13 family protein. Lineage: Eukaryota; Viridiplantae; Streptophyta; Magnoliopsida; Brassicales; Caricaceae. Gene Ontology annotation, molecular function: mRNA binding; structural constituent of ribosome. The record is from RefSeq and is a predicted model, not a curated record. Gene Ontology annotation, biological process: negative regulation of translation; translation. Gene Ontology annotation, cellular component: ribosome; cytosolic large ribosomal subunit.
UAGCAAGCACUCAGUAUACAACCUAUAUAAACGACUCUCUCCCUUCUUUCACAGCCUUUGGAGAGUGGAAUAGAAGAAGAAACGAAAAUGGUGUCGGGUUCGGGGAUCUGCGCGAAGCGUGUGGUGGUGGAUGCGAGGCACCACAUGCUUGGCCGGCUGGCUUCAAUCGUCGCUAAGGAGCUCUUGAACGGGCAGAAGGUCGUCGUGGUGAGGUGCGAGGAGAUAUGCAUGUCAGGAGGGCUUGUGCGCCAGAAGAUGAAGUACUUGAGGUUCCUCCGCAAGCGAAUGAACACCAAGCCCUCUCAUGGCCCUAUUCACUUCCGCUCCCCCGCCAAGAUCUUCUGGCGCACCGUCCGCGGAAUGAUCCCACACAAGACAAAGCGUGGAGCUGCUGCUCUUGCACGAUUGAAGUCCUACGAGGGUAUUCCUCCUCCAUAUGACAAGAUGAAGAGGAUGGUCAUCCCUGAUGCUCUCAAGGUAUUGAGGCUUCAGAAGGGACACAAGUACUGCUUGUUGGGUCGCCUCUCAUCUGAGGUUGGUUGGAACCACUAUGACACCAUCAGGGAGCUUGAAAAGAAGAGAAAGGAGAGGUCUCAAGUGGUUUAUGAGAGGAAGAAACAGUUGAACAAACUUAGGCUGAAGGCUGAGAAAGCUGCAGAGGAGAAGCUUGGCUCACAGUUGGACAUUCUUGCAGCUGUUAAAUAUUGAUGUGGUUUUUUAUCAGUAGGUUGCAGCUUACAAUUUUGAGUAUUGUGUUUGACGAAAGUUGUUAUUUCCAUUGUAGACCAUAAAGUUGAAAAAUUUUUCAAGACACAAUUUGUUAUCUGGUUUUGUUAAAUUUAAGAUAUAUUGUAUUGCUGCCAGCAGUAUUUUCUCACUCUCAAGAUUCUGUUGUGUA